AAUGCUUCGAAGAAAUUUCUCUAGAAUUUUUGAAAGAUUAUCCUGUAAGCAUGCUGUGCACUGUGAUUGCAUUGACAAUCCACGCAAGAUGUGUCCUACACUCCUACCUGCCCUUCGUCUGAAACGAUGUCAGAGGUAUCAACUCUAAUAGAACAGGAUCCGAGUGAUGCACAGAAAAAACGUACUAGAGAAUCGUCCGCAUCUACCGAAAAAUCGUCUAGCAAGAAAGCGAAAAAGACUGGUGGGAAGAAAGUAUCGAGCAUGCUAAAAAAACUUAUCGAAGAAUUAUUAACUGAUGUGAUAUCAGAUGUAGCUGGAGAGAACUUGGAAGAAGCAAGUGAAAACGAAACCAGCAAUUUUUUGCAACUAUACGAUAAGAUUGAUAGCGCUGAAUCUAAAAAUGAAGAUGCAUCUCAAGGUCUUAUUUACAGCUAUUUUGAUUUUGGGGAAGCUGUAUUUAAACGAUACAAGGAAUUAAAACUCGAGCAUGGUAAGGAUGGAUCUCAAGCAUUGGUUAAAAGUGAGGUCAGAAAAGCGAUUCCUGAAGCAAAAUGUUCUGACGAAGCUUUGCGAAAAAGGAUGGAGAGAUCCGAAAAGGUUUAUAAGCUUUUUAAUAGUAUAGGCAAAGAAAAAAUAGCGCAGAUUAAAACCACCCCUCCAGGUUUUAUCUUAAAUCUAACUAAGGAUGAAAAGGAUUAUGUAAUGGCCGAAGUCUUAAAACAGAAACUUCGUUAAUGUCCUGCGCAUUUUUGCCGAGCCCGGACACGGUGUCCAGACUCUACCAUUAGAAAAAUAGUAUUUCUUACACAUGUAUUUUCAAACAUAUAUUAAUAAAGCAUUUGCAGUUAGCGUAAC
Messenger RNA from Rhizophagus irregularis DAOM 181602=DAOM 197198, 855 nucleotides. RefSeq lists its product as uncharacterized. NCBI's taxonomy places the organism in Eukaryota, Fungi, Glomeromycota, Glomeromycetes, Glomerales, Glomeraceae. The record is from RefSeq and is a predicted model, not a curated record.